Molecule: messenger RNA, 3274 nt
Organism: Chlamydomonas reinhardtii
Lineage: Eukaryota; Viridiplantae; Chlorophyta; Chlorophyceae; Chlamydomonadales; Chlamydomonadaceae
Exons: 10
Coding region: 234-2846 (870 amino acids)
Biological process (GO): ribosomal small subunit export from nucleus; ribosomal small subunit biogenesis
Cellular component (GO): cytosol; nucleus; preribosome, small subunit precursor
Source: RefSeq, a predicted model, not a curated record
GUGACUUGCUGACGCUUGUGCUUUCUUGUUCUGCUCUUUCUAGGAUUAACCGCUGCGGCAACUAGGGCACCGCCGUCUAGAAAACUUCCUCACAUCAGUUUGGUGCGCCAGCAGCCAGUCCAAAACGUGGACAGCUAUCUUGACAUACUAUUACAGCGAUUUAACUUGCCAGCGAUUCAUUUGCGCUCGCCGCCGACUGAGCGCAGGAGCAAAAGCAGCGAGGAGCAGGCAUUAUGGGGCGCAAGACUAAAGCGUUCAUAGACAAGAAAAAGGCCACUACAUUUAGCCUUGUCUAUCGCGACGAUGCCGAGGACGGCGACCCCGACGGCGGCCUGCGCACGCUGGCGCCCGCUGGCGGGCAUCGCGGCGCGGCUGGGGGCCAAGACGAGCCGGCGGACGAUUAUUAUGACGACUAUUACGACGAUGACGACGCUGAUGAGGAGGGCUCCGAGCAGGGACAGAAGAAGGGCGCCCUGGAUGACGAGGACGCCGCCUAUUUUGAGGGCUGCUAUGAUGACGGCUAUGACGACGGGGAGGAGAUGACGGAGGAGCGGCGGCGCGAGCUGAUAGCGCUGGGCUUCCCGGAUGACGGUUACGACUACCUGCGCCACAUGCGGGACCUGGGCAAGGGGAGGCAGCUGGCGGCGCGGGGCGGCGUGGAGACCAUCCCUGAGGAGCAGGAGCUGGAGGGCUUUGACGAGGAUUGGGAGGGUGAGGAGGGUGCCGAAGGCGAGGAGGAGGAUUUCACCAUCUACGACGGGCCCCCCGAGGAGGAGGUGGACGGCAAGGGCAAGGGCGCGGCAAAGAAGCUGGACGCAGCAGUGCUUGCAGCUGCCGAGGCGGCCGCGGCUGCGGCAGCAGCCGCAGCUGCAGCCGGCCCUAGCACCAGCGCCGGCGAUCGGAGCGGCGCCGGCGCCGCCGGUCCUGGCCCCAGCAGCGACCGCGCGCGGACUCGCGGUCCCGCUUCCGCCGCGCCGUCGGCACGGGGCGGCGCAGCUGCACGCGCGCGCAGUGUGGCUGGGCGCAGCGUGGCUGGGCCGCGCAGCUCGUAUGCGCGAAGUGCCUACGCGCGCAGUGUGGCGACUAGCGCGCGCACGGACGGGUCUGGCCUGGGCCCCAGUGUGUAUGUGUCGGCAAAGCAGCUGGUGGCGCCCAGGGAGGACGUCAAGGUAGUGGAUGCGCGCAGGCUCACGGUGGUCCACAAGGGAUUCGAUGAGGCGGCGGCGGCGGCGGCACUGCCUGCGGUCAGCGCGCUGGUCCGGCCCACGGAGGUCCGCGGCAAGCGCGGGCGACUCAUUCAGGACCUGGAGGAGCUGGAGGCGAGCCUGCUGGCCAUGGAGAACGGCAACGACCCGGAGCUGAAUGAGGUGGUGGAGGGAGACGAGUGGGCCGACUGGCUAGACGCCUUCGUGGCGGGCGGGGCCGCGGAGGAGGGCGAGGAGGCGGCAGCGGCAGGAGCAGCAGGCAAGGCGGCAGGCAAGACGGCAGGCAAGGCCGAGGAGGACGAGGAGGAGGAGGAGGAGGACGAGGAGGGCGGCGGCGAGAGCGAGGAGCCGGAGGAGGAGGAGGAGGACGUGGACGAGUGGCGCGCGCGGCACCGGCGGCAGGUGGAGGCGGCAGCGGCGGUAGAAGCAGGGCCAGCGGGAGCGCUCGGCACGGCUGCACCUGCUGAUGGCGAGCGGCCGGAGCGACCGUCGGCGGCUCUGAAGGCUGCGGUGGCGGCGGCGCGGGCGGGCACGAUGGUGGGCGGCUCGGUCGUGUCAAGCUUCUGGCGCCCGGAGCGGCGGGACCGCAAGGAGGGCUUUGAGGCGCUGGAUGCGCAGUUUGAGCGGCUGGCGGUUGAGUACGACGACGAGGAGAUCGGCGACCUGGAGCACGAGCGGUACGCCGACGCCGAUGAUGAUGAUGAUGACGAGCAUGACUCAGCAGACUCCGAAAUCGAGGAGGAUGCGGAGCGCGCCGCGCUCAAGGCGCAGCGGCGGGCGGAGAAGGCGGCGGCGCGCGAGCGCGUGGCGGCGGGCGGCGGCGGUGGCGCGGCGGCGCGUGCGGCGCAGGUGGCGGCGGGCGGCUGCGAGCUGUCCGACUUUGCUGACGUGUUGGAUGAGUUCCUGACGGAGCACCGGGCGGCGGAGGCUCUGGAGGCGGAGGGGCUCAAGCCGCUGCAGGGCAACGACGACGUGGCUGUCCAGGCCGCGACGCCCGACGCCGAGGCGCUGGCCGCCACCCGCGCCCGGCUGGCGGUGCUGGAGGCCAAGGCGGCGGCGGCGGGCUCCAAGGGCGACGGCGACACGGCGGCAGAGGCCAUGACGUUCGAGAGCCGCAGCGUGGUGGUGGUGCAGGAGGCGGAGCGCUGGGACUGCGAGUCCAUUCUGUCGCUGACGUCCAACCUGGAGAACCACCCCGCCAAGAUCGUGGAGCCGCAGCGGCGCACCGGCGGCCGCGGCGGCGGCCUCAUCCGCCUGUCCGCCAAGACCGGCAUGCCCGUGGCCAUGCGGGGAGGCGGCGGUGUGGUGGGCGCGACCAUUCCGGAGGAGGGCGAGGAGGGCGAGGAGGCGACUGCGCGGCAGGCAGAGGAGGAGGAAGAGGACGAGGAGGGUGACAGCGACAGCGAGGGCGAGGACGGCGUGCCAGGUGGCAGUGUUCUGGACCCGGCGAUGCUGAUGCGGCGCAAGGGCGAGAGCGCGGACGAGCGCAAGGCGCGCAAGGCGGCGGUGAAGGAGGCGCGGCGGUCGCAGCGCAGUGCCAAGAAGGAGAUGAAGACCAUGUUCAAGCAGCAAGCCACUAAGGCUGCCAAGCAGGGUGCCGGGAGGUCCGUAAACGCCGGCAGCACUUACGCCAUCCCCUAAGUAAUGAUGACGCAGAGCAGCUGUGGUCGCAUGGGGCUACGCGGCGUUACACAGGAUAGGCACGUGUAGUGCGUGAUACUGUACAGUCGGCCAGUCGCAGGGCGUGCUUUGGUGAUGGGUGGAAGAUAGACGAGACUGGGCAGCACCUCACGGCACGUCCGUGCAGGGGACGUACCGUAUAUGGACGGAUAGCCAGCAUGUGAAGAUGAUUAGUGAGGCUCUCUUUGGGGCGCACCCAGGCGCCUAUGCGCGCUCGAUGUGCGAAGAGCAAAUGGAUGAAGUCUGAGCGCAGCUCCGCCGGCGUACUAGCAACAGUGCCUGGUCUGGCCCAACUGCGCGAAUGCCUACGUACCAGCUUCCUCCUCCGUAACACCAAGCCUCACAAGGCUAUCACAAGUGCAUAUUGAGCGCCCAUUAUCAAAAAGCCC